This is a messenger RNA of Arthroderma uncinatum, 1689 nucleotides long. Its product is annotated as di/tri peptide transporter 2. The transcript is spliced from 8 exons. The coding region runs from base 1 to 1689 and encodes 562 amino acids. Gene Ontology annotation, cellular component: fungal-type vacuole; plasma membrane. Gene Ontology annotation, biological process: transmembrane transport; oligopeptide transport. NCBI's taxonomy places the organism in Eukaryota, Fungi, Ascomycota, Eurotiomycetes, Onygenales, Arthrodermataceae. Gene Ontology annotation, molecular function: dipeptide transmembrane transporter activity; tripeptide transmembrane transporter activity. The record is from RefSeq and is a predicted model, not a curated record.
AUGGCUGAACCCAAGGAAAUCCAGCCUGAACCGACUAUGUCUCAUGAUCAAGAGACGACGUCGAUCGGCGAGGAUGAGAACGCGCCGACAGACAUGGAACUCAUGACUCUGAGAAAGGUGGCAGGCAAGCUGCCAUGGUCUGCCUUCCUCGUCGCGAUUAUCGAGCUGUGCGAGAGAUUCGCUUACUAUGGUUUGAGUGGACCAUUCCAGAAUUAUAUGCAGCACAAGUACAAGGAUCCAAGUGGAGUCCCUGGGGCCAUAGGACUCGGCCAGGCGAGGGCAACUGGGCUGAGCAACUUCUUCCAGUUUUGGUGCUAUGUAACUCCCAUCCUUGGUGCUAUUAUUGCAGACCAAUAUCUUGGGAAAUACAACACCAUCAUCAUCUUUGCUUUGAUCUAUAUCUCCGGGCUAGUCAUCCUCUUCUGCACUUCGCUCCCCGUUGCUAUCGAGAGCGGCGCAUCCCUGGGUGGUUUGAUCGCAGCUAUGAUCAUUAUCGGCUUGGGUACCGGUGGGAUCAAGUCAAACAUCUCUCCACUUAUUGCCGAGCAAGUCACUGCGAAGAAACCCCAGCUCAAGACCCUAAAGUCUGGGGAGAGGGUUAUUGUAGACCCGGCGCUAACGGUCGAACGUGUUUACAUGAUCUUUUACAUGUGCAUCAAUAUUGGAUCUCUCUCGGCCAUCGCAACUACUGAGCUCGAACUGCACGUUGGGUUCUGGGCUGCCUACCUACUGCCCUUGUGUAUGUUCCUUGCUGGGUUUGUAAUAAUCGUUGCCGGCAAGAAACUUUACGUUGUUCGGCCACCAAAGGGCUCUGUUAUUCCUCGAGCCUUCAAGGUUAUGUUCAUUGGCUUGAAGAACAAGGGGAACUUGGACGCCGCCAAAAGCUCUUACCAACAGACCCAUGGUGGGCAUAUAUUCCCUUGGGAUGAUCAGUUCGUGGAGGAGAUCAAGCGAGCUCUGGUAGCUUGUCGAGUAUUCGUAUACUUCCCUAUCUAUUGGGUCUGCUAUCAACAGAUGCUGAACAAUUUCAUAUCCCAAGCAGCAACCAUGGAGCUCCACGGGAUUCCCAAUGACAUCAUGCAGAAUAUUGAUCCGCUAACUAUCAUUAUUUUCAUCCCAAUCUGUGAUAGAAUUGUCUAUCCCUUCCUGCGUAAAGCGGGUAUUAAAUUUAAACCCAUCACGCGUAUCACGACUGGAUUCUUCUUCGCCUCUCUUGCAAUGGCGUAUGCUGCGAUUGUGCAACAUCUCAUCUAUAACAGCCCACCGUGUUAUAAUAACCCCCUAGGUUGCGAUGCCAGCAUGGGCGGGAAAUUGCCCAACAAAGUCCAUGUUGCUGUGCAAACUCCAGCGUAUCUUCUGAUUGGUCUCUCGGAAAUUUUCGCAAGUAUCACAGGCUUGGAAUAUGCAUACACGAAAGCGCCACCGUCAAUGAAAUCGUUCGUCAUGGCCAUGUUCUUGCUUACCAGUGCCUUUGGCGCUGCGCUGGGUAUUGCCUUGUCCCCCACUGCAAAGGACCCCAAGCUUUUGUGGAUGUAUACUGGCCUGGCUGUUGCGUCCGCGAUUGCUGGAGCUGUAUUCUGGUUCCUCUUUAGCCGCUAUAACGCCAAGGAAGAGGAGAUGAAUGCCCUGGAGGAAAAGCAGUUGGCCGAGGAUAAACCCGUGGCCGCAAAUAACAUUUCCAUGACUUAA